AUGUAUUCACCAUUUAAGAAUAUGUUGAUGAAAAGCUUUGCAGAAAAUAUAAGCGUUGAUCCUUUAAAGUUUGAAUUCCCAAUGCUUAAUUCCGAUGGAAAAUCAGUAUCGAGCAUUUGGAGUGAACCGUUUAGACCUUUCCAAAAUGAGCCUUGGAACCAAAAAGAAAUUUGGCAAUUAAAGGCAGCAUCCUCCAAAAGCAAUAUUGAAUUAUACAGGGCUAAAACCCAUUUUCUUGUGGAAGAAUUUCAACGAGUAACAGUCAGCGCAUAUUUGGUGCGUAAAUUUAGUGGCACUUAUUACUUCGAAUUAACAAAAUUGCCUCAAUUAUGGGGUCCUUACAGUCACACGACUCUAACAGAUGGAAGAUACGAUGAUUUUUUCCUUGAUGACAUCACACAUUUUGGUGUUAAGCUUUUGCUCGAAUAA
Ambispora gerdemannii is the source of this 429-nucleotide messenger RNA. NCBI's taxonomy places the organism in Eukaryota, Fungi, Glomeromycota, Glomeromycetes, Archaeosporales, Ambisporaceae. The record is from the annotation of a GenBank genome assembly.